AUGGAAAAAUCAAAGAACUUCAGGAUCGACGCCCUCCUGGCCGAAGAAACAUACAGAGGGACCCGCGAGCUAUCACCUAGACUGAGCAGCGACAGCCCGACGGGUAGUCCGGUGUCCUGCAGGCGCGCAGACACCCCGUCCCCCCGCGGGACCCCAGGUGCCAUUCACCUCCAAACCGGAAUCAUUCCUAAACAAGGGCUGCUCAAUCUCCCGCACCCGGGACUCACGUCUCUCUCGCAUGGGUCAAUUCCGGGCAUGUAUACGGCUCCUAUGUACCCCAUUGCAGCUUUAGGAGGCCAGCACCCUGCACUGGCGUUCUCCGGUUUUACGCAGCUGACGCAGCCGUACCAGGAGCAGCUGAAGGCGGCGGCGAUGGCCGGAUCAUUACCCCUGGAGCACUGGAUACGAGCGGGGAUCAUGAUGCCACGACUGCCCGAUUACACCUCUGGGCCCCAGUCCGGUUUGAUGGGCAAAUGUCGUAGGCCGCGGACGGCUUUUACCAGUCAGCAACUACUGGAGCUGGAAAACCAGUUUAAACUUAACAAGUAUCUCUCCCGUCCCAAACGCUUUGAAGUGGCCACUUCACUAAUGCUGACUGAGACACAGGUGAAGAUCUGGUUCCAGAACCGCCGAAUGAAAUGGAAACGCAGUCGUAAAGCAAAAGAACAGGCUGCACAAGCAGAGGCAGAGCGUCAACGUGGAGGAACCAAGUCCACCAAUGAGAGGCCUGGAAGAGAUGGCCGCAGGGCUACCAUUCAGGAGGAACAAGAUGAAGAGGACGAUGUUGAUGAGGAGGAUGUGGAAGAUGAGGAGGAAGACAGAGGGCAACACAAGUUCAUAAGCGACAACCGUAACAAACAACGUUCCACAGACUUUCUGCAUCACACGGACGAAUUAGGAUACCAACCUAACAGCCCGUUCUCUGAAGACGAUAUGGAGGAGGUCGGAGGGGGUGAUAGAAAGAUUGGGGCAGGGUUAUGA
Myxocyprinus asiaticus (Chinese sucker) is the source of this 981-nucleotide messenger RNA. RefSeq names its product motor neuron and pancreas homeobox 2b (gene mnx2b). Bases 1 to 981 code for a protein of 326 amino acids. The transcript has 3 exons. Gene Ontology annotation, molecular function: DNA binding; DNA-binding transcription factor activity, RNA polymerase II-specific. NCBI's taxonomy places the organism in Eukaryota, Metazoa, Chordata, Actinopteri, Cypriniformes, Catostomidae. The record is from RefSeq and is a predicted model, not a curated record. Gene Ontology annotation, biological process: regulation of DNA-templated transcription.